AUGCUGCAUCUCCUUCCACCACGGAGCCGCUCGCUCGCCCUGCUCAGCCAGGACGACUUCUUUGAGAGCUUCAAUGGGAGUUUCUGUGACGUGAGUGAUGCUUUGGGGGCUGAUCUGUUGGACUGCAAGUACUCCAUCCCUGACCCGCAGCUGGUCCGGAGGAUUGUGUCCCAGGUGGAGUUCUACCUCUCUGAUGAGAACCUGGCCAAGGAUGCUUUCCUCCUGAAACAUGUGCAGAAGAACAAGAUGGGCUUCGUCAGCAUCAAACUCCUGACGUCCUUCAAGAAGGUGAAAUACCUGACACGCGACUGGCGGCUCACGCUCUACGCCCUCCAGUUCUCGGAGCUGCUGGAGGUGAACGAGGAGGGCACCAAAGUGAGGCGACGGGUCCCCAUCCCCGAGUCCCUGCUGAGCAUCCCCCCCAGCAAACUGCUGCUGGCCUGGGAGCUGCUGCCCCGGGAGCAGGACGUGCUGCCGCUGCUCCAGAAGAGCUUCCUGGAGACCAUCACCAGGAUGUUCACCCCCUUCGGUGCCAUCGCCUCCAUCCGCAUCCUGCGGCCGGGCCGCAAACUGCCCUCGGAUGUGCGGAAAUACACGUCGCGCUUCCCCGAGCUGCUGAGCAAGUGCUGCGCGCUGGUGGAGUACGAGAGCCUGGAGAGCGCCCGCAGAGCCUUUGAGGACCUCGGUCACCAAAGCCACCCGGGCGGUGAGAACAUCAGAGUGGUCCGGCUCUGUGGGAAGGGCUCCAAGAAGAAACCUGGAGCCGAGAGGGAGGCGGCGGAGGAGCUGGUGGACCAGCUGGGAUGGAAGGCGCAGACGGCGGCCGCUGCCACCUUUUCCUACGGCCUCAGGGACUCCCUGCUCUGCCGUUCCCCGGAGUUGGACGGGGCCCCGGCAUCGCCACCUCUCCGCCUGAACAAGGACCCCUGGCCCGGCAGCGACUUCAAGCCCGGCGACUUCGGCAACGCCUUCACCGGAUCGCUCCUCGCCAGCAAGGUCUUCCCUCCGCUGGGCACAG
Messenger RNA from Cariama cristata (Red-legged seriema), 1018 nucleotides. Its product is annotated as la-related protein 6-like. NCBI's taxonomy places the organism in Eukaryota, Metazoa, Chordata, Aves, Cariamiformes, Cariamidae. The record is from RefSeq and is a predicted model, not a curated record. Gene Ontology annotation, molecular function: mRNA binding. The transcript has 3 exons. The annotation marks the transcript as partial. Gene Ontology annotation, biological process: RNA processing. Gene Ontology annotation, cellular component: nucleus.